Hypoxylon trugodes is the source of this 1842-nucleotide messenger RNA. RefSeq lists its product as uncharacterized. NCBI's taxonomy places the organism in Eukaryota, Fungi, Ascomycota, Sordariomycetes, Xylariales, Hypoxylaceae. Gene Ontology annotation, molecular function: zinc ion binding; DNA-binding transcription factor activity, RNA polymerase II-specific. The coding region runs from base 1 to 1842 and encodes 613 amino acids. The transcript is spliced from 3 exons. The record is from RefSeq and is a predicted model, not a curated record. Gene Ontology annotation, biological process: regulation of DNA-templated transcription.
AUGCAAACCCUCAUCUAUCGAACUGAACAGUCGAAUCUUCCGCUCGGCCACCGCCGAGGAAUAUCGAAUCUGGCGAACUUCGCUCUAGACCUGUCCUGGGCCAGAGCAGAGACGGAUUGUGCUCUUCGCAGCACAAGGGCGUAUCCCUCUCCGCCCAUGUCAGGGUCUCCACCACCACUCCCGCCCAAGCCAAACCCGGAGGUCGGUGAUCGAGGUCAGGGAGGCUACCAGCCCACUAGUCAUGAUGCGUACCGUCCAAGCUCAACGGUUCCGGGAGGCGAGUAUCGAGCAGCAGCACCCCCACAACCAUCCUUACUACCCCCCACAACCAGUACUACCAGGCCAUUUCCCUCAGAGGGUCCGGAAAGAAUGCCAUAUUCAUACCACCGCCCGGAGGAAUCGAUGGGGAGGCCCAUCCCCUACCAGCAGCAAGGUCCGAUGGUUCCCCAGCCUCAGUAUCCGCUUCCACCUGUAGUUGGACCUAGCCUAGGACCAUCACCUUACUCAAUGUCCAGCAAUCAACAAGUCGCCGAAAACCCGCCUUUUACCUCUCCCAAGUCUCAAAGGAAAACGAAGGGUCACGUAGCUUCGGCUUGCGUGCCUUGCAAAAGAGCGCAUCUUAGAUGUGAUGCCCAGAGACCCUGUUCAAGGUGUUUGAGUAACGGCAAAGAAGAUUCAUGCGUCGAUGUCCAGCAUAAAAAGCGCGGCCGACCUCGAUUACGCGAUGACAAUCAGCCUCGAUUUGAAACUGGGAGGUUCCCUCAUCCAGCCGAUCCGACAAUGCGAAGACCAGUCUCGCUUUACUCGCCGAUUAGCGCCGUUUCCACCUCGUACGAAGACCCCCUUCGAAGAAGUCAUUCCUAUAGAGUGCUAAAAUCGCAACCAAGCGACCCGGUGGCUCCUAGAUUCCUCGAACGCGGAUCCGCUACAGAUGCGAACAUCUUUCCCGCUCCCUUAUCCAUACCCUCCCGCGCACCCGAAUUAGUCGCAUUUCUUACAACAGAUUUAGAAAUCGUAAGUGCCUCGGGUACUUUUGCCGAGGCGGUGGGUUCUCGAGCGCUCCACGGCCAGCGGUUGUUAGAUGCCAUAAGUCCAAACGAGCGCGAUAGAGUCAUGGCACUCCAGAGAUCGUUGCAAGAUGAGCAGGGCCGAAAGGAACCGAAUUAUCUUCCGCCAAUUUUCGAGAAGCAAGAGGCAGAAAGAGUCAUACGAUCAUUGUCGUUUAGUCGGGAAUCAAUAGGGAGAUUCCAGUUGGACCGACAGGACUUCUUUACCUUUGUCGGCGCGGAUGGACAGUUUCGACCAUACCCGAUACGCGUCGGACUAGCAAAGGAGGAUUCGAUAUACUUCGUUGUGUUGCUUUUAGCCCCGGCUGCCCAGCAAUUCCCCCAUCCCUCACCUUCUCCUCACGCUAGAGAAUUUUCAUAUUCAUUCCAACCUCAACCGUAUGCUCAAUUGACGACACCAGUUUCGACUUCGUUCAACCCCGGACGGCCGCGGUUUGGAGAACCACCUCGUGAGUCUAUCUAUACACCGCGCCAAGCACCCACACCUAUUACUUCGGGUCUUGCUCCUGGCAUGAAUCCGAAUAUUCCAACUUUUUCUGCUCCUGGCCCCCCACGAAUUGAACCACCCGCCGGUCCUUCGCGCCAUAUUCCGAGAAGCGAGUUGUCCAUGGCCAGGCCUCCACAGCAAGUAGAAUAUCAAUUACCACCUAUUCGUGGUCAGAGUCAGUCCGGUCCCCCAGGAGAAGCGUCCGGUUGGCAGAGGGACGACCGAUCCGGUCGCGUUGAUAUCGGUGGAUUAAUAGAAAAGCCUGACCCGUCUCGACGAGGGCGGUAG